ACUCGGGCUAGUUUGACUCCGGUAUGUUGUGAGUGACGUACAUGCCGGUCGCGAAAUGUUUUAGCAUGGAUUGCAGAGAUUCAGACUUACCAAAUCUACUUUAUUUGUAUGUUACAGUUUAGGUAUGUUUUAGUAAUCGCGUAAUAUAUAUUUUACUGUACACGUUGAUCAAUAGAGUAUGAGGUGUGAAAAUCUGUUAGUUUAUCUAACUAGCUAAUCUUACAUGAAAUAGCUAGCUAGCUAACAUAAACUGGUCAGAAACUUUAGCUACAAAAUCCUAUUCACAGUGUAAAUGAUGGGGAAGGAGACCCAGUCCCUUCACCUGGAUGAGGUACUGUCUGUAAAGGAAGAGGAGUUAGGACAGGCAGAGGGAAAGAUUAACCAAGUGGAGGAUGAACAACCAGAGGAGGUUGAAGAGGAAGAUGAGGAGGACGAAGAAGCAUUACCACACUCGGAAUUCCUGGACAUAUUUGAAGAAGGACUGGCUCGCCUUGUACAGGACCCUCUACUCUGUGACCUUCCCAUUCAGGUGACUCUGGAGGAGGUGAAUUCCCAGGUUGCUCUGGAGUAUGGCCAAGCCAUGACUGUCCGUGUAUGCAAAGCGGAUGGCGAAGUAAUGUCCAUAGUGGUGGUGCAGAAUGCUAUGGUGCUGGAUUUGAAGAAAGCCAUUCAGAGGUUCAUGGAGCUGAAACAGCAACGGGAGGGUGGGGUGAAGCAUGUCAGCUGGAGAUACGUAUGGAGAACCUUUCAUCUCAUAUUUCAAGGGGAGAAGCUUGAUGAUGACAAAAUGAAAGUAAAGGAUUAUGGGAUCAGAAACAGAGAUGAGGUGACAUUCAUGAAGAGACUGAGGAAGAAGUGAAACGGAGGUAGUCCUUGUUGAAAACAAGCAAAAUAUUUCACUAUUUCCUGGCGUACAUAGAGGAGCAUCACAGUUCCCACAGCACAAUCUGGGAGCAACCAGUGAAACCAGGUAAAAAUCUAUAAUGUCUCAUUACAGUAAUAAUUUAAUUUGCAGCAGCUAAGAUGGCUAAGAGAAAAUGUGAAAUAUAUUUUGUAUCUUUGAAAUCUUGUUUUUUAGUCAUGUUGGGUCACAUCAAUCUAUCUGACUUGUACAAACAGAACGUGAUCUCCUUACAUUAGUUUGUCUCGGUAUGAAGUAUUUGUAGAUGUGCAAGGUUGAUGCUUACAUUGAUACAUAAAGUUAGUGCUGUGUCUUUUGGCUUAUCAUCCAAGUUGUAUAACAGGAAUAGAUCGAAUUGAUCUGAAUGCGUCUAACUUCAUGACCCAAUCAUCUGAAGAAUAGGAUUUGUUGUCCUAACACUAUAUAGUUCUGGGCGACUGGCAUGCAUUUCAGACCGGACUACCUGAUUGGUGGCAUUGACUGGUGGUGGGUUGAAAUGUUCCACCUUUGUGAUGUCUGAUGCUGGUGGUUCUUUUCAGCUCCCAGGAUGU
This is a messenger RNA of Oncorhynchus gorbuscha (pink salmon), 1452 nucleotides long. RefSeq names its product U11/U12 small nuclear ribonucleoprotein 25 kDa protein-like. Gene Ontology annotation, molecular function: protein binding. Lineage: Eukaryota; Metazoa; Chordata; Actinopteri; Salmoniformes; Salmonidae. Gene Ontology annotation, cellular component: U12-type spliceosomal complex. The transcript has 6 exons. The coding region runs from base 293 to 859 and encodes 188 amino acids. Gene Ontology annotation, biological process: mRNA splicing, via spliceosome. The record is from RefSeq and is a predicted model, not a curated record.